UGUUAACGGGGUUGUUGUUUCGUUUGCUUGCAAAGCUGCACGAGUCCGUAGUCUUACCUGUUCGGUUUUAGUGGUUUUUUUUAAAGACUGAAACGUUUUUCUUUGCUGCAAAGGAGGAAGCGCGCCGCGAUGUUUUACCAUAUUUCCCUGGAGCACGAGAUUCUGCUUCACCCGCGGUACUUCGGUCCGAACCUGCUGAACACCGUGAAACAGAAACUCUUCACCGAGGUGGAGGGAACCUGCACGGGGAAGUACGGGUUUGUAAUUGCGGUCACCACCAUUGAUAAUAUUGGCGCGGGGGUGAUCCAGCCCAGCAGAGGCUUCGUUCUCUACCCGGUCAAGUACAAGGCCAUCGUGUUCCGGCCCUUCAAGGGAGAGGUGGUCGAUGCCGUGGUCACUCAGGUCAAUAAGGUCGGGCUCUUCACUGAGAUUGGUCCCAUGUCCUGCUUCAUCUCCAGACACUCGAUCCCCUCCGAGAUGGAGUUUGAUCCCAACUCCAACCCCCCCUGCUACAAGACCACCGACGAGGACAUUGUGAUUCAGCAGGAUGAUGAGAUUCGAUUGAAGAUUGUCGGGACGAGAGUCGACAAGAACGACAUUUUUGCUAUCGGCUCCCUGAUGGAUGACUAUCUGGGUCUGGUCAGUUAGUGCGUGUGUGUGUGGGCCGGGGCAGAGCAGAGCCAGCGAUCCUGCUUUCGUCACAGAAAGAAAACAGAAUGGAUCUUUGCUUUCAAAUGUUUCUCAGAAAUUGUUAUUAUAUUUAAUAAUAAAAACUGAAAAUAAUAACCAUGUUGUUUUGUUUCAGUGUAAUAAAAUUGUUUUGACCGCCUA
Molecule: messenger RNA, 831 nt
Organism: Polyodon spathula (Mississippi paddlefish)
Lineage: Eukaryota; Metazoa; Chordata; Actinopteri; Acipenseriformes; Polyodontidae
Gene: polr2g
Product: RNA polymerase II subunit G
Exons: 8
Coding region: 130-648 (172 amino acids)
Biological process (GO): positive regulation of nuclear-transcribed mRNA poly(A) tail shortening; transcription initiation at RNA polymerase II promoter; DNA-templated transcription
Cellular component (GO): RNA polymerase II, core complex; P-body
Molecular function (GO): single-stranded RNA binding; translation initiation factor binding; single-stranded DNA binding
Source: RefSeq, a predicted model, not a curated record